Molecule: messenger RNA, 1428 nt
Organism: Malassezia vespertilionis
Lineage: Eukaryota; Fungi; Basidiomycota; Malasseziomycetes; Malasseziales; Malasseziaceae
Exons: 1
Coding region: 1-1428 (475 amino acids)
Biological process (GO): septin ring assembly; endoplasmic reticulum inheritance
Cellular component (GO): perinuclear endoplasmic reticulum; endoplasmic reticulum membrane; cortical endoplasmic reticulum
Source: RefSeq, a predicted model, not a curated record
AUGUCGCAGAAUUUGAUUAUACCCGUACUCCUGUUUGUUUGUGCACGGCUUUACUCGCCGCUUCCCGCGACGAACCCUGUUGUGGAAGCAAUGCGCAAGAGCGGCAGUGGUCAGGCCACCUCGACAUGGAUCCAGUCUGUAUCGCUCGCACAGGCGAUCCAAGGGUCCAAUGCGGUGCAGUCGAUUCUAUCUAUGCUGCCUUCGUCUUGGCUUUCUGGCGAGCACGGCUUCUUUCGCGCUACAUGGCUCGAAGGGAGUGUCGCGAUGGCAAUCCACGGCGAGCAGUACGUCUUGUCGCAUAUCCCCGAGUACUGGUACAAUAUUCUUUUGUACAUGAGCCCCGUGUUCUCUCUUCUUGAGGGAUUAUCAAGUCUCCUUGUCAUCCAGUCUGUCUCGCAUCUCUCCCGCUGGCUUAUCAAUGAUACAGAAGAUGGCAAACGCAGUAGGCAGCUGCGCGGCAGUCGAAUCAUCAAACGCCUUUUGUCGUUUGGCUUGGAUCCAUCGGAGGUGUGGCAGCUUUUGUUUCUUAUGCUGUCCGCCAUUAUUUACGUUGCAGCCGUGUUUGCCUUGUACAUUUGCUUCGACGGCGCUUUCGACGGCCGUCCGAUUACCGCUGCUGCGAUCGGCGCUAGUCUUGCAUCCACACUGUGGAUUUCGGGCAUUGCGUUCACGAUACGCAAGGCAAAUGUCGUGGAGACGAGCUUGAUGUUUGCAUACGUGGUGUUCAAUAUCUACCAGCUCAACACGUCGAUGCGCCUUGGGACGGAUCCGUUGCAGAUGGUGCGCGCAUUUAAAGCAUCACGCCUUGAGAGUCAUACGCCUUUCCUCCUGGCCACCUCAACCGAUGCCUUUUUGGACAGGCUUGUGGAUGCGGUGGAGCACAGUUUGCACGUACUCUCUGCGGCCAGCGAGGUACUGCCCAAGACGGUCAUUGUAAGCCUGGUCUUCCGUCUUAUGGUCUUGUACUCCGCUAUUCGCGUCCUUCCGCGCUUGGAUACGGCAACUGCGUACGACGUGCGCAGUAUUCCCACUUCUGACGCACAGACCAAGCUCGCAAACGAUAAAGAGGCGCAGGACCAAGCAAAACUAAACGACUUGCUCAAGAAGGCCAAGGAGCCCGGCUCGCCAGGAGCAGAGAGUGUGUCUUCACAUGUCCCUGAAACGCUGUCCAAGGCGCCGACUGCGCCACGGGAAAAGGCUCGGCGCGUUGCGUCCGCCGCGCGCCCCAAGCCGGACUCCACCAUCUUGCCCGUCCUUGUCACAUACUCUCGUUUUGUCUUGAUCGCCGUGUACAGUCAUUUGCUUUUGCUUGAUCAAAACCACCAGAUUUACUGGCGCUUGCUCACCGUUUUCUUCACCUUGUGCCUCUGGAGUGUGGAGCUACUAAUGAGCAAGGAAGAGGCGCCGAUGGCGGCGAUGUACGAAUAA